This is a messenger RNA of Leptinotarsa decemlineata (Colorado potato beetle), 1771 nucleotides long. RefSeq names its product protein O-glucosyltransferase 2. NCBI's taxonomy places the organism in Eukaryota, Metazoa, Arthropoda, Insecta, Coleoptera, Chrysomelidae. Gene Ontology annotation, molecular function: protein binding; glucosyltransferase activity. Gene Ontology annotation, cellular component: endomembrane system. The record is from RefSeq and is a predicted model, not a curated record.
ACCGGUAACCUCUUGGUUAGUUAACAACAAACUGUGAGAAGGGUUAUUAACCGAAACCGUUUGAAAAUGAGUUAGGUUACGUUUGUGUAUUCUUUCACAUUUAACUUUAUUUUUACCAUUCAAAUUUAAAAUUUUACCAAAUAAUAUGAAAAGUUUUCUUAUCGGUGGCAUCCUGCUAUCUUUAUUUGGAUUUGUCUGGAUGGGAACCGAUGUGAAUCCAAAAUUAUCGCGAAUAUGGGGACCAGGAUUGACUCCCGAUACAAUCAUAAUGCCAGCUAGAUAUUUUUUCGUUAGUUUAAUCGACCAUAAAAACAAUACUAUCGGACACUCAGUUGGUAAAUCACUUAUAGCUACAAUAGACGGAGGAACGAAAACAAAAAAUCCUUGCCGAAUAAGGACUAAUGUAUUGGACAUAAAAGAUGGUUCAUAUAUCAUCCGAUAUAAAUUGUACGAAACUUGUUCCUACCUGAAAAUUAAUGUGGUGUAUGAAGGUGAACAUUUAGGUGAAUCUCCUUAUAUAAUAAAUAAUCCAGUUCCUUCUGAUGACUGUAUUUGCCCUGCCGAGAACUUAGAUAAACUUAUGAAUCAAUGGGACUGUGGAACUGUCCCUUCUCUGAUCAAAGAGAAGUUGGAUGUAUUUGGUGAGAUUGAUUGGACAAUACAGAGAAAUGGCCUGAUAGAAACCUUUAAUAAACCAUAUUCUGUCAGCAUUUGCCAUUAUGUUAUCAAGAAUAAUAAAAUUCAUCGAAAAUGUUAUGGAAAACAUGUAGGAUUCAAUAUGUUCGUGGAUAAUAUCUUACUCUCUUUAAGUAGAAAAUCGAUUCUACCUGACAUCGAAUUUUUUACUAACCUCGGAGAUUGGCCUUUGUCGACCCAUGAUCUAAGAAACAAGUAUCCCAUCUUAUCUUGGUGUGGGAGCACUGAAAGCUAUGACAUUAUCAUGCCUACAUAUGACAUCACCGAGUCAACCUUAGAGAAUAUGGGCAGGGUAACACUAGAUAUUCUCUCUGUUCAGGGAAAUACGAAAGGCCCAUACGAAACUAGAACUCCCAAAUUAUUUUGGAGAGGCAGAGAUUCUAACAAAUUUCGACUAGAACUCGUAAAACUCUCCAGGAAGAAUCCAGAUUUAUUCAACGUUUCACUCACAAACUUCUUUUUCUACAGAGACGAAGAAGAAGUCUAUGGACCCAAGACUGAGCAUGUUUCAUUUUUCUCAUUCUUUGAUUACAAAUAUCAGCUGGCAAUAGAUGGAACUGUAGCCCCGUACAGGAUGCCCUACUUACUAGCAGGUGGAUCAGUAGUUUUUAAACCAGAAUCAAAGUAUUUUGAGCAUUUCUACAAAAAUCUGGAACCCAACGUACAUUAUGUUCCCGUGAAACAGAAUAUAUCGGACCUAGUAGAAAAAAUUAAAUGGGCAAUUGAAAAUGACGAACAAGCAAGGAAGAUAGCAAGAAAUGCACAAAAAUUUGCCAAUGAUAAUGUGUUACCAAAGGAUAUAUUUUGUUAUCACUUCCACCUACUGAAUGAACUGAAUAAAAUCAUAACUAGUCCUGUAGAAGUAUUAGAAGAUAUGGAACAAAUUGAACAGAAAACGGUUCAAAACUGUGAUUGCUCAAAAGUAAAUAAAGACGAAUUAUAGGGAUAAAUUUAUCAUCCCUAAACAUAGAUAUUGUAGUGAAUCUCAUUUUACAUUCUAUUUGUCUUUCAGAUACUCAUUCCAAUAAGGGUAUUCUUAAAUAUUUAUAGUUGUUAAUAAAGUAAUUCAAAAAAA